This is a messenger RNA of Lachancea sp. 'fantastica', 2160 nucleotides long. NCBI's taxonomy places the organism in Eukaryota, Fungi, Ascomycota, Saccharomycetes, Saccharomycetales, Saccharomycetaceae. The record is from the annotation of a GenBank genome assembly.
AUGAUAACUAUGGAACAAAACAUUGUCCCAGCAAUCAUCUCGACCAUGUGUGAGUCCCCCUCGCUCCAGACUGAAACGACACUUGUCGAGACCCGCACAACGGGUUGGAUGCGCCGAUCUAGCUUGCGGAAACAUUUCCAGGUGUCACAUUAUGAUGGGAUGAAAGUUGCCACUUGCGUCCAUUGUGGAAAAGUAUUCAAAGAGCGUAAGUCCACUGGGAACUUAUCGAAACAUCUCAAAAAUCUGCAUCCACAAUUGCUCACCAGCAGCGGCAGAAAACCUCGUGAAACAAUAGAAAAAGCGAAAUCGAGAGCGCUUGUCAUUAAAAAGAGCCUUCUCCCCAAUUUUAUUGCCACCGAGUCCGUAGAGCGACCCGAGGAGUUUUUCGAAGUCGACCUUUUGAUUGAGAAACAACUGCCCGUGUCGAUAACAUCUUCGACAGCAUGGAAAAGACUUAUCAGAAACAAAGAAAGAACAGUGGAGCCCAGACCAAUUCUAGAAAGGUUUUCCAGCUACCUGCGGAGCUUCGAUGAUGAACUGAUCGGUAUGAUGCAAACAGCGGACUACGUUACCGUUGCACCUCAAAUACAUCGGACAGAGACUAGCGCGCCCUAUUUAACCCUUUCGGCAGCUUUCAUUCCGGGUUCCCUUAACAAUAAAACUGUAGGCGUCUUUGUUGAGGAUACGCAGGACAUAUGGCAGCAUAGAGAAACACACCUCUUGGAUGUUAUCAGUCUAGGGUUUGAAGGAUUGGGUGCUAAUAGUCUUAAGAGCAGUGUCAUGAACACCUUCGAACGCUUCAAAAUUUCUGAUAAAGCGAUACUUUUAACCUGUAAUCAAGAAUGGAACAACCAGGGCGACAAUUCCUUGUACGAUGGGAGCAUCGACGUGGACUCUGAUAUGGCAAAGACACCCUCAGUUAGAUGUGUCAGUGAACUUGUGGAAACGCUUUUGAGCAUAAUCGUCUCCCACAUUCGUGCCACAGAUGACGCGAUGACAAAAGCUUUUGCUGAACUGGACAAACUAGGGAGGGUUUUGAAUGACUCAGAAGGUCUGAAAAGAUCACUGGAAGAAGCUGAAAUUCAUCCCAUUCCUGUCUUUACCAAACCUACUGCUAUGUGUGUAUGGUAUCAAGCAUUUGCCUGCUUGACUUAUUGGAUCAAAUACCAAAACUGGUUGAAACUCGAUUUCUCUGGCUAUGAGGUAGAAAUGAAAGAGAUCAACCAGGCUUUCCAGGUGCUCAAAAAGUCAAUCGUAUGUCUUUCAUACUUUGUUUCAUGCUGCUCAGUUUUUCAUCAUAUGAAAACGUUGGUUGAAACAGAUGAAUUUAACCGCCUGUCAAACGCAGUCGUGAUCUAUUGCACGUUGAAAAGAUUUUACGAUGCAUGCCAUUCUGCAAAUUUUAACAAGCUGGUAAGCUCCACUGUUGACAGUAGCGACUUCUCUUUCAUCAAUGGAAAUAAUGACCUUCCUAAAGCUAUCAAGCUCAAAGUACUGAACGCUGUACAUCAGAGUGUGAGCGAGUUUGUUGGUUACCUUGACCUGUUCAAGAAAAACGAUAUCUACUUCGCUGCAGCGAUGCUCGACCCGUCAGUAGGACAUGGCAAAGUCCGUAAAUAUAUGACUGAGGCGGAUGCUGACGAGUGUGUCGAGAGAGGAAUGAAAAUUAUCAGGUGUCACUUGAAAGAACGGGGUCGUGCAGAAGUGGGGUUCCAAAGUCCGGUAAUUUGCGAUAAGAUUUCUUGUUUUUCCGAUGAUCAUUUUGAAUCUGCUUUACAGCCUGAUUCCUUUCUGUCUCAGCUAGAAGUUGGUUCAAUGGAGUGGAAUUUGUAUACUCGAGAAACGAUCACGUAUGAACCGGAAAUCGAUGUUUUGCAAUGGUGGCUAUCUAAGAGAGACAAAUUUCCUUGCCUCUUUCCACUCGCUGUAUCGUUACUCAGCAUCAAGCUCGGCCACCUACCUGAGCAAAAUUUGCAAGGCGUGGACCAGCUUUCAAGCUGCGAUGGAUAUUGUGAUGAAUACAGACGGCUCCAAAUUUUGCUCCAAAACCGGUUCUUCAAAUUCGGGCUCCACCAACCACCAGACGAAGACUCAUUGAGUGGCUCGAUUCAAUCAUUGGAUAGUUGGAGCGCUGGGGAAGACAUCGCGGACGAAAUUUAG